Messenger RNA from Bipolaris zeicola 26-R-13, 690 nucleotides. RefSeq lists its product as uncharacterized. The record is from RefSeq and is a predicted model, not a curated record. Lineage: Eukaryota; Fungi; Ascomycota; Dothideomycetes; Pleosporales; Pleosporaceae. The transcript is spliced from 3 exons. The coding region runs from base 1 to 690 and encodes 229 amino acids.
AUGUGCACGAGGAUGCACAAGGUAGAUCAGCUGGUCGACCAGCCGGGCGUGGUGGUGACAGCAGAUACAUGUGUAGAUAGUAGAUACAGUAGUGUGUCCAUUCGCAUCCAAGUACUUGCGAUACUUGCUGCACCGUCAUCCACCGCGCGUUUUUUUGCCCUGGGAGCGUUUGUAUCNACUUUAGCGGCGGGAGGACUAAACCCCAUCGGGCAAGAGCACGGCGUUUCAGCCAAGCNAGCAGCCGAACGCGCGUCACCACGGCGAAUCCGGCCCCUGGACUGCCGUGCGGAAGAGAUCACGGCCAUGCCAAAGCACACACGGCUAGAGCGGGCUGAGCGAGCGAGAGAGGGGCCUGUCGGGGCAAAAGCUGCUUCGGUGGUGCGUGGUGGCGGCAAUGCACAGCCUGCCGGCCAUGCUGCCAAAGCGAGGCACUGCCAGCUGCCCACUGCAACUGCAACUGCAACUGCAAUGAUUACUCGUACAAGCACUACUCACUCUACUGUGCCUGUUUGGGUGAUAAGCAGACACGGGCUGGAAAAAAAGAGUGUCAUGGCCCGCCGACCGCCUCGCUGGCCCGUCAGUACUCUACUGACUGCAGGAGUCAUGCAACUGCAAGCGUACACAAGCCUUGCCCAAGUCGUCGACGACCAGCCCGCCGCGCCUGGCCCGAGCGCGGGAUGCUCGCUCUGA